AUGAACGACCAAGUCUCUCCAUCGCACUACACGCCCAUCGCGGGACCGUUUGGCCUCACAGCUUUCGUCUCAGGCACGAGGCGAUCGAUCUGGGAGUGCGCCACCUGUCAGGGACCGAUCUCGAUCGGCUGCCGAGCUCUAGAGCACGUAGAUCGAUGUCAAGCACUCCUGGCAAAUGACAAGCCUUGCGAGCGGAUGUACUCGACCAGAUAUGGCUGCUCCAAGCAUCCCUACUACGAAGGCCACAACCCGCACAUGCGCAAAUAUCUGUGUCGUGUGCCGAUCAAAUCCUACUCCACGUCGAACUUGAUGCCGAAGAGCAGGACGCCAUCACCAAAGAGGCCGAGUAGUCCUGUCGAAACGAGGACGCCGCCCUCGGGUCUGCGGCAUGUCCAGAUGCCCGGUCCGAAUGUUCCGCCUGCUCCGCCUACCACGCCGCAGCCUGGACAACCGAAGUUGGAAGCUGCUUUUGCAAGUGAGAAGGCCAAGGAGUCGGUGAUGAAGACGGAGGUCAAGGCUGAUGACAAGAGCGCUUCAAGUUGUUCUUCGAGUCAAGCCAGCUUUUACAGCGUGCCGACGAUCAGCGUUGUCAAGCCACGAGUGCGGCUCAUGGGCGAGCGCGAGACAUAG
Messenger RNA from Zymoseptoria tritici IPO323, 630 nucleotides. RefSeq lists its product as uncharacterized. The record is from RefSeq and is a predicted model, not a curated record. Lineage: Eukaryota; Fungi; Ascomycota; Dothideomycetes; Mycosphaerellales; Mycosphaerellaceae. Bases 1 to 630 code for a protein of 209 amino acids. The transcript has 2 exons.